AUGGAAAAAUCACCAGACAGUUGUACUGAAUUUUACAAUGGCACUGAGGACAGACACCCCAACAUUUCUGCAUCUGCACAUCUAGAAGAAAUCUUGUCUUAUUUACUCAUUCUCCUUGGUUUUCCAGGAAUUAUUGGAAAUGGAAUUGUCAUCCGACAUUUGGCUUUCAAGAUGAAAAGGAAUUCUGUCACUGUCUAUAUCCUCAAUUUGGCCUUGGCAGAUAGUGGGACUCUCAUAUUCCUUUUUCUGGCUGGAAUUCGGUACCUAAUUAGUAAGGAUUUUCUCAUAGAAUUAACAGAAGGUUUCAUUUGGACUUACUGCAUCGGUCAACUUCUUCUGACUGUCAUCAGCUUUGACCGAUGUUUGUCUCUCUUCUUCCCAAUUUGGUAUCAGUACCAUCAGUCCACAUACCUGUCCACCACAGUCUGUGUCAUUACUUGGAUAAACUCUUUCUUUAUCUAUGCAUUUAAUUAUGCUCUGUUUGGGUUUGCUUGGUUUAAAGGGUUCCCUCCACUCUACCACAUUCUCAUAUGCACCUCAGUUUGCGUCCCGCUCAUGCUGGUAUCCAGCCUUGCCCUCUUCAUCAAAGGCUACCUUAAAUCACAAAUGAAAAGGCAGGGAAAGCUUCUCACAGCCAUCUUGCUUGCCCUGUUUUGCUUCCUCAUCUUUUCUUUUCCACUAAUUGCCAUUUAUAUCAUCAACGUUAUUUCCAAUAGGAAAUGUUUGAGCUUCAUUCCAUAUGGCUACUUAUAUGCCUGUCUAAACAGCAGUAUUAAGGCAUCAAUCUAUUUUCUACUGGGGAGAAAGAAGGAACAUACAACCAUGUGCAACCUACAAAUUAGCCUUCAGAGACUUUUUGAGGAGGAGGAGGAAGAAGAGAAUGAAAAGCAUCCAGAGGUUCAGGUUGUUAGCCAGUUACAAUAUGCUCAUGAAAAAGAAAUAUCCAUGUUUCUAUAA
Molecule: messenger RNA, 957 nt
Organism: Protobothrops mucrosquamatus (brown spotted pit viper)
Lineage: Eukaryota; Metazoa; Chordata; Lepidosauria; Squamata; Viperidae
Product: proto-oncogene Mas-like
Exons: 1
Coding region: 1-957 (318 amino acids)
Biological process (GO): G protein-coupled receptor signaling pathway
Cellular component (GO): membrane
Molecular function (GO): G protein-coupled receptor activity
Source: RefSeq, a predicted model, not a curated record